Zea mays is the source of this 2225-nucleotide messenger RNA. Its product is annotated as Serine carboxypeptidase-like 19. Gene Ontology annotation, biological process: proteolysis; secondary metabolic process. The transcript is spliced from 7 exons. Bases 207 to 1826 code for a protein of 539 amino acids. Lineage: Eukaryota; Viridiplantae; Streptophyta; Magnoliopsida; Poales; Poaceae. Gene Ontology annotation, molecular function: serine-type carboxypeptidase activity; acyltransferase activity, transferring groups other than amino-acyl groups. The record is from RefSeq and is a predicted model, not a curated record.
AAGCUAGCUAGUCCAUAUGUUUGCGUCGCGGACCACCACUCCACAAUACACAAAGCGGCUGCGGAUGUGAGUACUAUAAAGAAAGCGAUGAGGCGCCAGGCCGGUAGCCAAGGAUCGAGUCGUUUAAUUUUCUACUAGGAGCUAGCAGCGAGCGGGUUAUUUGCAACGACGGCAUCGUCUUGGCGUUGGCGGGCGUGUUUGGCACCAUGGGCGACUACUACUACCGCCGCCGCUCGCCGCACCUCCUCCCGGCGGCGGUGCUGGCGCUGCUCGCCGUCGUCGUCGUCGUGAGCAGCAGCCUCCCGAGUGCGGCGGCGGCGGGGGCGGGCCGGAAUGUGAUCACGCACAUCAAGGGCUUCGAAGGCCCUCUGCCCUUCCACCUCGAGACAGGGUACGUGGAGGUGGACGAGGAGCACGGCGCGCGCCUCUUCUACUACUUCAUCGAGUCGGAGAGGAACCCGGCGGAGGACCCGCUCAUCCUCUGGAUCACCGGCGGCCCCGGAUGCUCCGCGCUCUCUGGACUCCUCUUCGAGAUCGCCUGUAUGGCGCAAUGGAUGACCCAGUUUUUCCCAUCUGAAUUCCGCAAUUGGACAAAUAUAUGGGGAAGCUGGUUCUUGGACUUGUGUUAUCAAGAAGAAGAGUCAUGCUCCUCCACCACCUCCCCCAUUGGACCCCUCAAGUUCGAUGUGGCGGGGUACACGGAAGGGUUCCCGCGGCUGGUCUACUUCGAGGAUUCAUGGACCAAGGUGAGCAACGUGAUCUUCCUUGACGCGCCGGUGGGGACGGGCUUCUCCUACUCGCGGGAGGAGGCCGGCCUGAACGUGAGCCUGACGGAGUCCGGGCGGCAGCACCACGUGUUCCUCCGCAAGUGGGUGGCGGAGCACCCCGAGUUCGCGUCCAACCCGCUGUACAUCGGCGGCGACUCCUACUCGGGCUACACCGUGCCCGUGACGGCGAUGGACAUCGCCACCAGCAGCGACGACGAGGAGCCGCCGAAGCUGAACCUUGUGGGCUACCUGGUGGGCAACGCCGCGACGGACGACCGGUACGACACGGGGGGCAAGGUGCCGUUCAUGCACGGCAUGGGGCUCAUCUCCGACGAGCUGUACGAGGCGGCGAAGCAGGGCUGCGGCGGCGACUUCUACGUGGCGCCGGACCCCACCAACGCGCGGUGCGCCAGCGCGAUGAUGGCCAUCAACAUGGUGACCUUCGCCGUGAACCCCGUGCACAUCCUGGAGCCCUUCUGCGGCGCGGCCGUGCGGGCCGGCGGCGGCAGCAUCUUCCAGGGCUACGGCGGCGGCGCGAGGCGGUCGAUGCUGGUGCGUGACGACGUCCGCCACCCGGGCUUCUUCGCCAAGCAGCGGCUGGGCCUGCCCGUGGAGUGCAGGGACAACGGGUACCGGCUGUCCUACAUCUGGGCCGACGACCCGGAGGUGAGGGAGGCGCUCGGCAUCCUCGAGGGUUCCAUUGGUUCGUGGAGCCGGUGCACCAUGCUGUCGCACUACAGGCACGACGUCACCACCGUCAUCCCCUACCAUGUCAACCUCACCAAGGCAGGAUACAGGGCGCUUGUGUACAACGGCGAUCAUGACCUAGACAUGACCUUCGUGGGCACCCAAGAGUGGAUCAGAAGCAUCGGCUACCCCAUCGUCAGCGACUGGAGACCAUGGUUCGCCAACCGACAGGUCGCAGGGUUCACAAGAACAUACGCCCACAACCUUACUUUCGCCACUGUGAAGGGAGGAGGGCACACAGCUCCGGAGUACAGGCCGAAAGAGUGUCAGGCCAUGUUGGAUCGAUGGACAUCAGAAGCAGGCCAACUCUGAUGAAUGUGGUGACCGCGGAAUUAACAAAGUACGUCGUCGUUGGUGUCUCUCCGUCGAAUUACUCAUAUGUAAUAAUAAUAAUAAGACGGGCUUUAAUUUGAUUCAUAGCUAGGGAGAGGCAGGCAGCUUGUAGUACUUUUGGCUAUGAGCAUGUCUCACGCGUGUGGUUUCCAAGAACAUUCGAUACAACAAAAUGCUGGAUCACCCGACAGUAAAACCCAUUACUAAUAUAGAGCAGGUCCAACAAUGAGGGCCUCUUUGGCGGACACAUUACUACGUCAGUCCGCUGACGUGAGGGGCUAGCAAGGGGUGGACCUAUGUUUAUGGAGAGCGGGGCACAAGCCUCACUCAAUUUCGUUGUUUUAUGUAUUUACUGUAUCUACAAAGUUUUAAUCGUCA